CCUCCUCGUCUUCCUCCGAGCACCUCCGCCUCCUCCCGGAGGAGGAGCAGCGGCGGAGAGGCAGAGAGCGCCGGGAAACAGACGCGGCGAGAAGGCGACCCCCGCCCAGCCCCCCGCGGCAGCGGCAGACGCCGAUCCCCUCCCCGCCGGGGCAGCAGCGCCGGGAGCGGGCGGCGGCGGCCGUCCCCGGCUAACAGCGGGCGAGUCCCGGCCGCGAGCGGCGCCCGGAGCGGGUACGGACGCUCCUUCCAGCUCCGGCCCGCGGGGGAAGAGCGAGGCGGCCCCGACAGCGGAGGCGUCGGCUCCCCGGCCAGCGGCAUCAUGUCCGCCGCGCAGGUGUCGUCGUCCCGGCGGCAGUCGUGCUACUUGUGCGACCUGCCCCGCAUGCCCUGGGCCAUGAUCUGGGACUUCACGGAGCCCGUCUGCCGCGGCUGCGUCAACUACGAGGGCGCCGACCGUAUCGAGUUCGUCAUAGAGACGGCGCGGCAGCUGAAGCGGGCGCACGGCUGCUUCCAGGACGGCCGCUCCCCGGGCCCCCCGCCGCCCGUCGGCGUCAAGGCGGUGCCGCUCUCGGCCAAGGAGGCGGCGGCGGCGGCGGCGGCGGCCCAGCAGCAGCUCAACCAUGUGGACGCGUCCUCCAAGGCGGCCUCGGGGCUCUCCCAGUCCGGCCUGGAACGCUACGGGCUGAGCGCGGCGGCGGCCGAGCAGCGCGGCCGCUUCGAGUACCCGCCUCCUCCGGGCAGCUUGGGCGGCGGCCACGGCGCCCGCCUGCCCAACGGGCUCGGGGGGCCCAACGGCUUCCCUAAGGCUCCCGAGGACGGCCCGCCGGAGCUCAACCGCCAGAGCCCCAACUCCUCGUCGUCCUCCUCGUCCUCCCGCCGCGGCGCGCACGGCGGGCUGGUGUCCGGCCUCCCCCCGGGGGCGGCGGGCGCGCAGCUCAACGUUCCCCCCAACCUGCUGCCGCAGACCCUGCUCAACGGGCCCGCCGCCUCCGGCGUGGCGCUGCCUCCGCCGCACGGGGGCCUGAGCGGCCGCGGCGGCGGCGGCCCCCCGGCGCCCUCCGCCUCCUCCCAGGGGGGCGCGUGCGGCGGCGGCGGCGGCGCCGGGGGAGGCGGCGGCCCGGCCGCGGAAGGCUGCGGCAAGCGGCCGGGCUCGGUGUCCAGCAGCGACCAGGAGCGCGAGCUGAAGGAGAAGCAGCGCAACGCCGAGGCGCUGGCUGAGCUGAGCGAGAGCCUAAGGAACCGGGCCGAGGAGUGGGCCAGCAAGCCCAAGAUCGUGCGGGACACGCUGCUGACGCUGGCCGGCUGCACGCCCUACGAGGUGCGCUUCAAGAAGGAUCACGCCCUGCUCGGCCGGGUCUUUGCCUUCGACGCCGUCUCCAAGCCGGGCAUGGACUAUGAGCUGAAGCUCUUCAUCGAGUACCCCAGCGGCUCUGGCACGGUCUUCUCCAGCGCCUCUGGCGUGGCCAAGCAGAUGUACCAGGACUGCAUGAAGGACUUCGGCCGCGGCCUCUCCUCGGGCUUCAAGUACCUGGAGUACGAGAAGAAGCACGGCUCCGGCGACUGGCGGUUGCUGGGGGACCUGCUGCCCGAGUCCGUGCGCUUUUUCAAGGAGCUGGUGGGCGCCGACAUGCUGCCGCAGCCCUACCUGGACGCCAGUUGCCCCAUGCUGCCCACGGCGCUAGUGAGCCUCCCGCGGCCGGGGGCCGGCGCCGGCGGGACGCAGGGCGCGGCCGCAGCCUCCCGGGGCCCGGGCGGCGGCGGCGGCAGCGGGAGCGGGGCCAUGCGCAAGAGGAAGGCGUCCCCCGAGCCCUCGGACUCGGCCGAGGGGGCCCUGAAGUUGAGCGACGAGCAGCAGCGGCAGCAGUGGAUGGCCAGUCAGAGCGAAGCGCUCAAGCUCACCAUGUCGGCCGGGGGCUUCGGGGCGGUGCACGGUGGGGGCCCCCCGCCGCCGCCACCACCGCCGCCCCUCGGGCCCCACUCCAACAGGACCACGCCGCCCGAGUCCGCCCCCCAGAACGGACAGUCCCCCAUGGCCGCGCUGAUGUCGGUGGCCGACACGCUGGGCAAUGCCCACUCGCCCAAGGACGGCAGCUCGGUGCACUCCACCACCUCUACCCGCAGGAACAGCAGCAGCCCCGUGUCACCGGCCUCCGUGCCGGGCCAGCGCCGCCUGGCCUCCCGCAACGGGGACAUGAACCUGCAAGUGGCCCCUCCUCCCCCCAGCGCCCACCCCGCCAUGGACCAAGUGCACCCCCAAAACAUUCCGGACUCCCCCAUGGCCAACAGCGGGCCCCUGUGCUGCACCAUUUGCCACGAACGCUUGGAGGACACCCACUUUGUUCAGUGCCCCUCGGUGCCCAGCCACAAGUUCUGCUUCCCCUGUUCCAGAGAGAGCAUCAAGGCCCAGGGGGCGACCGGCGAGGUCUACUGCCCCAGCGGAGAGAAAUGCCCCCUUGUAGGUUCCAAUGUGCCUUGGGCGUUUAUGCAGGGCGAGAUCGCUACCAUCCUAGCCGGGGACGUUAAAGUGAAAAAGGAGAGAGACCCUUGAGUAGGAAAUCCCAUCCCUUCAGGCUCCUGAAGAUGUAGAAUUGUGAAUAUAACGAACUGCAAAAGUUAGUCUUAUGUAUAGACAUUAUUUUCGUCGUAUGUUUCUAUAUUUUGAAACAAAGGUAUGUACUCUUCUUCAUUUGAAGGAUAGAGCUGGUUUUUGUUAAACAGAAUAUAAUAUUGUUUGGUUACUACAUAAUACCUGUUCUCAUUUCUUUGGCAGUGUGUUGGCUAGGUACCAAGUUAAUAGCCCUUAGCGAUUACCUGCUGCUGGUGUGUAUUUUUGUAAAUGUAUGCACUUCUCUGACAGAAAGAAGAAAAACAACAAAAAAAAAUUUUUUUUUUUUUUUUUUUUUUUUUUUGCCAAGGCCAGUGUUGAUGCCUAAAAAAUUGCUACGAAAAAUGGUGACAGCUUCUGUUUUACGAGCCCUGAGUGUUAGUCCUUCACUUUCUUUUUUCUGUUUUUGUUUUUUUGUUUGCAAACGGUGGGGUGGCUCUGGGGGGAGGGCGUUUUUUUGUUGCAAGUUUGUAAGGAAAAUGUUUCAGUUUGUUUCUAUUGAUCUGAACGUUUUUAAUCUUCAUGUGUUUUUCGUUUUUGCUUUUAAUGAUGCACGGAUGCUUUUGAACAGUAGAGCAAAAUGCUGUACAUGAAAACAUGCUCUGUUUGUCCUUUAUACAUUUCUGUAGUUAACAGAACACUGUAAUGUGCCUUGGAGCUUAGUAAAUUGUAAUAAAUUCAAUUGAUAUUAAUA
This is a messenger RNA of Phasianus colchicus (ring-necked pheasant), 3301 nucleotides long. RefSeq names its product interferon regulatory factor 2 binding protein like (gene IRF2BPL). Gene Ontology annotation, molecular function: transcription corepressor activity. NCBI's taxonomy places the organism in Eukaryota, Metazoa, Chordata, Aves, Galliformes, Phasianidae. Gene Ontology annotation, cellular component: nucleus. The record is from RefSeq and is a predicted model, not a curated record. Gene Ontology annotation, biological process: regulation of transcription by RNA polymerase II.